Molecule: messenger RNA, 417 nt
Organism: Paramecium octaurelia
Lineage: Eukaryota; Ciliophora; Oligohymenophorea; Peniculida; Parameciidae
Source: the annotation of a GenBank genome assembly
AUGGAUUCGAACUUAAAUGUCUUACAAGAUGAGGAAGACGGCCCAACUCUUAAUCAUAAAUACUUAGGACUUGUUACGUUUUCCCCAAAAACAAAAAGUGAAAUCAAUUAGAAGAAAAAUCUGAAGACUCUCAAACUAAUCCCAUUUCAACUUAUUCAAGAAUCAAAUACAUCGAAAGAAGCCAAUAAAUAGACUAAUUACAAUUCCUCAUAAUAACCAAUUUAAGUAGUUCAAUCUUCUAAUAUACUUUAAAACGAACAGAACUCAAAUAGAAGAACCGUCUUUGAUUUGAUUGAACAAUCAACAAAAAGUCUUUCUCCAACAAAAAGCAAUUAUGAAUUUGCUUCAGAUUACACUUUUAAAUUAUAUGAAGGGCAUAAGAGAGUACGAUUUCAUUUAGAUGAAAGAGUUGAAUGA